AAAUUAUUUGGCCUUUGGAGGUAAACUGCGUUCCUUCGGAAGGUCACGGCAGAAAAGUUCCGAUGAAAUACAUAUUCCUAAUUGUCCUCGAUGCACUAAGCUACGACGUCUAGUGAGAAAGACAAGUAUUAUCUCUGAGAAAAUCCGUGAAGAUGGAAAAAUCGCCUCCCGCUCCCAGUUUGCUGUGAAGGACAGAAAAGGAAAGCAGGAGAGGUAAACCGGUGCGUCAGCAAGCAGCUGCGCCAUUACCGCUAGGGCCUUGGCUGUCGUGUCCCGGGCUCGUAAUAUUUUUGCCUGCUCCACCGCCCUGAGACCGAGACUUCUGGAACGCCUCCUGACUUCGACCACGCACGCCGCGCUGCUGCUCCGAGGAACACUGCCAGAAUACCAGCAAUGAGCGAUCGCUACAGCUUCGUCCCUGCGACGCGGGAGCAGGUGGAGACCAUCAGGAAGAGUCUGGGGACAGAUGAAGAGGACAUCAAGAGGGCCAUCACGUCUGUUCGAGACUGGCUCAGGAUGCAGCCGCAUCUGCCCGACCAGAUGGAAGAUGCAUUCAUCGAAAGGAUGUACAUAAACUGCAAGUGUAGCAUAGAGAGGGUUAAGAAAGGGGUGGACAAUUUCUUCUCUAUGAGGACCAGGUAUCCAGAGAUGACGAUGAACCGUGACCCUAUGGGACCCGACGUUGUGACCACUAUGGAGCACGUCAAGCUGGUGACGAUGCCCCGCCUCACGGAGCAGCUGUACCGGGUUCACAUCAUCGCGGACCCCGACCCGGACCCUGCGUGGGUCUCGUGGAUAAGAUACGGAAAAGUCGGCUCCAUAGACCUCGACUUGAUGUUAUUUGAUGACUACUCCCUUGGAGACAUCGUUAUCUUCGACCUGAAGAACGUACAUACCGGACACGUCCUCCGCUCUGAUAUCAACAUCAUACGUGCUAUGGAAUUUGGUUACAAGAGUGCCUAUUGCCGGAGGUUGAAAGGGUUCCAUUUGGUAAAUGCGAACAAAAUAACUGAUUUCGUACUGAAAAUUUUGAAGACAGCUCUCUCAGAAAAGUUGCAGAAGAGGAUACACGUUCAUCCCCCAGGAACGACGACGCUGUUUGACCACGUGGCAAAGGAAUAUUUGCCGGAUGAACUAGGAGGUACUGCCGGUCCUAUCGACAAAUAUGCCUAUGAAUUCAUCAGGAGGGCGGAGAAGAAGAGAGAGUGGUUCCUGGAGCAGGACCGCUACACCUCGGACGAGAGCAAGAGGCCUCCAGACAAUCACUACGCCGACGACUUGUUCGGAGUGGCGGGCUCCUUCAAGAAGCUCUCAGUGGACUGACGCCGUCGCAGUUCAUUGUGUAGAUUCUGUCCCUUGUGGACAGUUAACUGUGGUACACAGGGUGAACUGGGAAUCCACCAACAUAGUUUCAGAGUUGGCUUUGCGAUAAUUCCUGAGUGUUUUGGUAUAACGGACACAUGGCCUCCGGUAAUACGUUACUGAGUGCAAAUAUUCAGUUUGAUGUUUUCCUGCAUUCUGUUCCUUCUGCCUUCAAAGCUUCCUAGCCAACAUUGUCAAAAAUUUUUCUCUAAAUUUAUAAACACUAUAAAAAUGGGUUUGCCUUCACCUACUCUAUUUGCUAUGAUAAAUCGUAGGAUCAUAAUCGCUACAUAUGAUUUUACAUUUUUAGAGAACCCAAACGGAUCUUCCCCAAGGUGAGGCUCCACCAUAUUUCUGAAAAUCAUUCGUGUUAGUAUUUACUAACCAUGACUUAUUAAACAGAUGGCUCCCUAUUAUUCGUCGCUGUCAGCGCCUGCCUCCUGUAAAAUAGAAAUUGUUACAGUUAGGAUUUCUAGCCACCCUCCCCCUUUUGCUUUGUAUCACAAUUGCACUGAAAAUAUUUGGUAAUUUAGUUAAUAAAGCACGUAAGUCAUAAUUAGAUUAUUAUUCUGUAACCAGCCACUGAAGAACACGGGUUCAUAAUAGAAAAAUACUCGGGAAAUGUCCUUCAACAAGGUCUGAGAUAUUGUCAGUGGUUCGGAUUCACCUAGUUUUGUCAUAAAGGUGUUCUUCCAUAGGGAAUAGGUCAAUAAAACCUCCACUACCUCACUGAAUGUUCCCUGUAAACCUGUCUGUCACAGAUAUGUAUCUUGUGUGAAAGUGAAAAAAUAAAAUAAGAUAUUUGCUAUCCUCGA
Molecule: messenger RNA, 2177 nt
Organism: Schistocerca gregaria
Lineage: Eukaryota; Metazoa; Arthropoda; Insecta; Orthoptera; Acrididae
Product: retinol-binding protein pinta-like
Exons: 7
Coding region: 394-1323 (309 amino acids)
Cellular component (GO): membrane
Molecular function (GO): phosphatidylinositol bisphosphate binding
Source: RefSeq, a predicted model, not a curated record